Messenger RNA from Harmonia axyridis, 2965 nucleotides. It is a transcript of the gene Hmt4-20, whose product is annotated as histone-lysine N-methyltransferase KMT5B-A. Gene Ontology annotation, molecular function: protein binding; histone H4K20 methyltransferase activity. NCBI's taxonomy places the organism in Eukaryota, Metazoa, Arthropoda, Insecta, Coleoptera, Coccinellidae. The coding region runs from base 413 to 2569 and encodes 718 amino acids. The transcript has 5 exons. Gene Ontology annotation, cellular component: nucleus. The record is from RefSeq and is a predicted model, not a curated record.
AAACAUUUUAGAAUCUUCGAAGUUUCAAUCAGAUGAAUCGACGAUUUCGACUUAGAAUUGCAUACUUAUUAUUAAAUCUAUUAUUCUUUGAUAUUUUAAUUUCAUUUGAGUUUCUGAAUUAAGAAAAUAUACAAUAAUAAAGUAUUUUCGAGACGAUUGUCUGCCAUGAUUGAUUAUUGGCGUCCUAUGGCGUAGACUGAUAAGUUUUUAUUGAUAUAAUAUGAGUGAAGUACUUCAUUUUUGAUAUAAAGUGCUGUUGAAUUAAAUUGUGAGACCUAGAGUUCAUAUUUUACAUGCCUGUUUUCCAGGAUGGCUUUUAAUAUAUUUCAACCAAAAUCUUAGUAAUAUCAUCACAUGCAAUGCAUUGCUAUGUUCAGCACUACAUAAGAAGCUAUAAUCUGUUUUCAUAACAAUGGUUGUGGAUGUACCACACCGUAUUCCUCAUUAUAAAAUGCAACCUACAGGAAUGAGCCCAAAAGAACUAUCUGAGAACGAUGAUCUUGCAACAUCCCUGGUAUUGGACCCUUAUUUGGGAUUUAGCACCCAUAAAAUGAAUAUAAAGUCAAGGCCACCAGUGAAAGCAAGUUCGACACAAUUGCGUUCGAUAAUAGAGGAAUUUGUUAAAACUCAGGAUUACAAGACAGCUCUGAAUUACAUAGUCAAAGGAGAUUGGAUGCCAAGAAUCAGAUCCAAAAACCAGAUGAAAAGAUUCGAAGAGCAUAUAUAUAGAUACCUCAGAGUCUUCAGCAAAGAUUCAGGUUUCGUUAUAGAACCCUGUUAUCGUUAUUCCCUAGAAGGUCAGAAGGGUGCUAAAAUAUGUUCCACAAAGAAAUGGUAUAAAAAUGAAAAAAUUGAAUGUUUAGUUGGCUGCAUUGCAGAGCUCAGCGAAGAAGAAGAAAAGCAGCUUUUGCAUCCCGGUAAAAACGACUUUUCUGUUAUGUACAGUUGCAGGAAAAAUUGCGCACAGUUGUGGCUUGGGCCUGCUGCAUAUAUUAAUCACGAUUGUAGGGCCAAUUGUAAGUUUGUUGCUACCGGAAGAGAUACUGCAUGUGUUAAAGUUUUGAGGGAUAUAGAAAUAGGAGAGGAAGUAACAUGCUUUUAUGGAGAAGAUUUUUUUGGAGAUAAAAACUGCUAUUGUGAAUGUGAAACUUGCGAAAGGAGAAGUAUGGGCGCGUUUGCCAAUAAGGCAACUGAUCAAAAGGAGGAAAAUGGUUAUAAACUUAGAGAAACUGAUAAUCGCUUAAAUCGUACUAAGCAAAAAUUGCAGAUUAAAAAUGAAUUAGGAAAUGUAUAUAAUAAAAUUCCUAAUGAUAAAGUUUUUACACCGCUCAGUAUCAAAGAAAUGCGUCAAAAAGGAUUGACGAAAUAUGAUGCUGAACUUCUGAUAGCCCAGGGCUGUAAAUUUUCGGAUAUUAAUGACUUUAAGAAUAAUAAACAAAAUUUCAAUUCAAAUUCUGUAAAUAGUAAAAUUACUGUAAAUUCUAAAAAUUCUAAGAAGACUGUGAUAAAGGAAAAAAGUGCUUCAUUGGCUAAAUCUAGAACUGAGAGAUUGCUUAGGAGAAAUGCUAGACAGGCUAAUCAAAAUUUGAUGGAAGAGAAACUGUCCAGGUCAAAUCUUUUAGACGAUCUACAAAGUAAUGCAAGUAGCUGCACAAGUACCUUUAGUGAUCAAGAUUUGGUUAGUGAUGGGAUGGUUUCUGCUAAGAAGUUCAAUGACAGCCAUGAGAGUGGAAAAGGCCUGUUGACAGGAGAGAUGGAUGGAAUCAAUGUUAGAAGCCAAAAGUGCUUACUGGAUUCUGGUUUAGAUCUAUGCCAGAGUAAAUCUUUCUUGGUCUCGGAAUCAUUGCAGAAUGGGAAUAAAGUCGAUUGCAACCAAAAUGGAAAUAUUCUGUCUUCAGAGGAAUUAUUCUCCAAUUUGAAUAGGUUGGUAGAAGAUAAGGGUAGCCUAAAAAAGAGGUCUGGUAGGAAUUGUAGAAAACAAAAAAACACUGCCAGUGAGAUUUCUGAAAAAGAAGAUGAAAGUAAAGAUGUUUAUGAAUUUGACGAUGAAGAAAACAGUAAUUCAUUAGGUUUGAGACAUAAAAACCAUACAGUUACAAGUAACGACAUUGAGAUGAAUUCUGAUGGUGAUUUUAGUGAUGAAAUGGAAAGGGGAGAGUCUGAUUACAAUACUGCCAAUGCUGAUAAGGAGUCUGAACGAAUUGAUACACCACAAAGUGUUCAAGAAGUAUCUAAUGGAGAACAGACGCCCGACAAAUGUGGUAGUUUGAAGUUAACACUGAGAAUGAAGCGUUCUCCUAUUUUAGAUGAAGUUAUUGAAUCUGGGAAUAGUUUGAGCGAAGAUACCUUCGAACCAGAAUAUGAAGUUUUGCGACUAGAAGGUCUGGAAGAUAACAACUUCUCACAUUUUUCACAUAGGAAGAAGAGGCAUAAAUCGAAAGACAGAAAACGAGACAGAGAACGUAAAAGGCUUUUAGAUGAUGUUCCUCCCAUUCCUUUGAAAAGGUUGAAGUUGAUUAUCGGUAAUGAAAGCCACACCAUCAAUUUUCCAUCCGAACAUGAGAACUGACAAGACGUGUCUAGGAGCUAUUGUCUUCUUAUUUUAUUCUGUUGUAUAGCUCAUUCAUAUUUUUAUCAAUAAGUUCAUAAAGUUAUUAUAUAGGUUCAAACAGUGAAUGGUUUUCAUCUAUAAUUUUUGUAAUUAUCCUCAAAUUGAAGUUUAAGGUCAGCUUUAAGUCAGCUGUGAUAAAACUUUCAAUACGCUAAGGUGGGCCUAGAUUUAAUUUGAGAGGUUCAACAAUGCUAUUAGUAUUACCAUAUGAGAAGGCUCCGCAUUCAAAUACAUCCUUAUACAGGGUUAGAACUAUUUAGAGGGGCACUACUGGGAUAUCGAAAACUGUUAAAGAUACAGGGUGGCUCAAAUUACAAAAAAGUUGCGUUAUUUAGGGAUUCGUGUGUUGGUGUG